AUGACUUCCGCUACAUCAGUUGGUAUUAGAGUUAGAUCAUAUCUGGAUUCAACUAUGCAAGCGAGGAAAAAUCAGCAGCGUGUGGAAGACGUUUUUGAACGUGAUCAUAUUCGGCUAUCUAACAGCCUAAUAGAGGCCAGAAUUUUCAACGUGAAGGAUUUUCUACAUUUGGAGACAAGAAGGAUGCUGAAUAUUAUGAAGAGGAUCCACAACAGUAGACAGGGCGCGCUGAUGAUGAUCAACGACGUUGAGAGUAUGAAUCCAUGUGCAGUUCCAGCCCUUCUCACACCUAAGAAGGCUGUGUCUUUUUGCAUGUGUGUGGACAAUCGAGAAAUCAACAAAAUCACAGCCUGGUACCAUUUUUCUAUUCCACGACUUGAUGAUUUUCUUGAUCAUAUCAGUAGGGGGACAAUUUUUACCAAGAUGGAUUUGGAGAGCGGAUACCAUCAUAUUCGCAUGGGUACGAGUGGAAAACGACUUUCAAAACUUAUGAAGGGGUGUAUGAGUGGUUGGUGA
Mercurialis annua (annual mercury) is the source of this 516-nucleotide messenger RNA. RefSeq lists its product as uncharacterized. Lineage: Eukaryota; Viridiplantae; Streptophyta; Magnoliopsida; Malpighiales; Euphorbiaceae. Bases 1 to 516 code for a protein of 171 amino acids. The record is from RefSeq and is a predicted model, not a curated record. The transcript is spliced from 2 exons.